This is a messenger RNA of Hevea brasiliensis (rubber tree), 698 nucleotides long. Its product is annotated as 50S ribosomal protein L34, chloroplastic. Gene Ontology annotation, molecular function: structural constituent of ribosome. The record is from RefSeq and is a predicted model, not a curated record. Gene Ontology annotation, biological process: translation. Bases 57 to 542 code for a protein of 161 amino acids. Gene Ontology annotation, cellular component: mitochondrial large ribosomal subunit; ribosome. The transcript is spliced from 2 exons. NCBI's taxonomy places the organism in Eukaryota, Viridiplantae, Streptophyta, Magnoliopsida, Malpighiales, Euphorbiaceae.
CGUUGAUAAGAAAACACUGCAUCUCCAAGAACCUGUCACAGAUAAGAUUCAUAAGAAUGGCACUGACAGCUUCAUUAUCGACGGUUUCGUGUACACCGCCACCAUGGGUGUCGACUCGAAGCGUGCCAACUGCUCGUGGUCCAUCAACUUCUCUGUCUCUCUUUACUGGUUCAAAACCAAGAAGCAAUUUCUCAAUAAAUGUGUUCAGCAACUCUGCAUCUCGCUCAGGACUUCUUCACUGCUCCUUUCUCUCUUCUUCUCUCGCAUUCCCUUCUUCCUUUUCAGGUUUGUCUUUGGGAUUGGAUAUGAAUUCUAGUGGGGUAAGAAAGGAAAGAGGCUACGGCCUAGUAGUCAGAGCUGGAAAGGCUGCUCUUUGUCAAACCAAGAGGAACAGGUCUCGGAAGUCUCUGGCCAGGACUCAUGGCUUCCGUCGAAGGAUGAAAACCACCAGUGGAAGGGCAGUGUUGAAACGUCGACGUGCCAAGGGACGAUGGCUCCUUUGCACCAAGUCCAACCCUAAUUCAGGAAAACGUCAUCUUUAAAUUGGUCUAAUAGGUUCAUUUGAUGAAGUGUAAUAGUGCCUACUAAUUGUUUUUGUACACUUGAUACCUUUGCAAGUUCGUAUUCAAAGAUAUUAUCUCAAAUUUUCCAUUUGUAAUGCCCUUUGUAUAUCAAUUCCUGCUUUCUGUCUUGAUUUA